Messenger RNA from Penicillium diatomitis, 1911 nucleotides. RefSeq lists its product as uncharacterized. Gene Ontology annotation, biological process: chromatin remodeling. The coding region runs from base 1 to 1911 and encodes 636 amino acids. The transcript is spliced from 3 exons. Lineage: Eukaryota; Fungi; Ascomycota; Eurotiomycetes; Eurotiales; Aspergillaceae. The record is from RefSeq and is a predicted model, not a curated record.
AUGGAUGAUCCAGCUUCCCGAAUUUCGGGGCAAUUGCUUCCCCACAUGCACUUGGUGUCGCGCAAUCGCUACCCCAAUAUGCACAUGAUGCCAACUGAGACGGCGUUGGAAUAUCUUCUGAGUGCGCCACGAACGUGCCAGACACAACCGAUGCAGUGGACUUUCCUGGACGGGCCACAGGACGGGACUGUGAUGUUGACGUGGCAGCCCCUCAAUCAUCUCGGCACCAAUUUCGCCAGUGACGGGUACAUCUGGGCCGACCCGGAGCAGGUCUUCACCUUCGAGGCCAGGGGAUUUACCGUCGAGAUGUUUGUUCACCACAGCGGCUAUCACCCACCCCACGAGAACCUUGCCAGUCACUCUCGUCGACGUUAUCGCAUUGUCUCCUCUAAAAUUCCGAAUUCGCCCCAGCCAGACCCUUCUUUGUGGAUCGUUCACUAUUCUCGUGCACGUCAACAAGAACAAAUUCCCGUAAAUCGCAUCCCCAUCACACCGCAGGUUCAAAAUAUAACGGCACAGCGGCGCUUCCUACAAAGUCAAGGUCAAUUGGCCCAUAAGGACUUCCUUCUCCACGACCGCAACAGUUGGCCCACGGUCAGGUUUCCGCCUCAAAUGCCUCCUCAGGUGCCCCCUCAAGGUUUUGCGCAACCGCAAUCCGGUCCACCCCACCCCAAUUCGCAGCCGGGUCGUCCAGGCUUCUACCCUCCCCAAGCUCAUCCAGGCGCGGCACCACCAGCGCCGGUCCAAGGAAAAGCAUCCCGAGCUUCGCGUGCUCCAUCAGCAGCAAUGGCGGUGGCUGCGGCUGACUUCUCGCUUGAAGAUGAAGACGUCUCCAGCGGGGAUGCUAUGGAUUUCUUGACCCCUCGGGAAAUCAGCAAGAUGCGAUACGUCCAGCACCAUGAGUGGAUGGAGGAAAUUUACGGAUCACAUCACUCCAUUUCCCAAAUCACCCCAGUUUCCCUCGGUCUUGGUCGAAAGGGUGAGCUUGAGUCGCUUACAACGGGAUUUUUUGACGCGCCAACCGGUGAGGAAGGGCAGGGCGGCCAGGUACCUGACGCCACGAAGCUGGGACCUGCCAAGGCAGCCGAAUUCGCAAACAAUGUUGAAAAGAAGGUCGCUGAUAUAAACGCGGAGAUUGAGCAACUCAAAAGACAGCAUGCCCGGCGAAUCGAGCGCUUCAAUCGUAGCUCACUGUUCAAGGCUGCCGAGCUGCGACUUCGUGAAGCUGCCGCCGACCCGUCAGCGACCGGUUCUGAAGUCUGGCGCUUGGAGGGUCGAAUCAUCGCCCCUGACGAAGACGGUGAAACCCCUCAGAUGGACUACGUGGAGGAGAAGUCCAAGUACAAGGUUGAUGACAUUGUGCGGGAGGUCGAGACGGUCUGGGGAAAGCCAAUUGUGCCUGUGCCCACGGUUUCUUGUGUCGAGAAGGGAGGUCUUUUGGAAAAGAUUGAGCCGGAGCAAAAAGAAGAGCCGGAGUCUUUCACCAAUGAUAUGGUCAUCGAUCAGUCUGGCUCUCUCCCCACCAACCAGGUUGACACGUCUGUUGCAACGGGCAACUCAGUGCCCGCGGGACCACCUGCUCUUCAAGAGUCGAAAGACGUCGACAUGGACAUGGGUAAUCAGACGGGAGGCGGAGGCGCCGCGGGGGAAAGUGGGGAUUGGGUUAUGGUGAACAAUGAAAACAAGAACGCCAAUACUGCCUCCGGCGCUGCUGCUGGUGAGAGCAAUAUCGAGAGUGCCAAUUUUGAUGACUUCACCAACAUUGACAGCGCUGGAGAUGCCCUUGCUGCUUACACUGAGCAAAAUGAUGGGCUGGAUCUCCCUGAUCUCGACAAUUCUGCGUUCGGCGACGCGUUCCAUGCGUCCGACAAUGAGCAUUCGCAUAACCCCGAUGCAGAUGAGAUGUCCUGA